This is a messenger RNA of Funneliformis mosseae, 1029 nucleotides long. NCBI's taxonomy places the organism in Eukaryota, Fungi, Glomeromycota, Glomeromycetes, Glomerales, Glomeraceae. The record is from the annotation of a GenBank genome assembly.
AUGGGGGCCAGCCUCCAGCACACCUUCCGGGAACGUGAGACCCCGAACGCAGAUCCGGCCCGCAUCCGCGACAACACCGUUCUUGCCGGAGCCGAGGACAGCCGCGGGGUUCUCGAUGCCUGGCGUGCCCGUGCACCUGAGAAGAUCCGGGCCAACGCAGUCCACGGGCUGGAAUACUUCAUCGGCGGCAGCCCGGGCGCGCUGAACGCCAUGAGCCGCGAGGACCAGGACGCCUACUUCCGCCGGGCUUUGGACUGGAUCGAAGAACGGCACGGCAAGGAAAAUGUCCUGUCGGCCGUGAUCCACCGCGACGAGGCCACCCCCCACAUGACCGUCAUGACCAUCCCCCUCGAUGACCGGGGCAGGCUGAACGCCCGCGCCCUCGUCGGGGACCGGGGCAAGCUCUCGGCCAUGCAGACCGACUUCGCGGAACGGGUCGGCAAGCCGCACGGGCUUGAGCGCGGCGUCGAGGGGUCGAAGGCCACCCACGAGCGCGUCCAGAGGGCUUACGCCCACCUCAACGACCCUGAGCACGCUGUAGAGCUUCCCGAGCGCCUCACAGGCGGCUUUCUGGGCCGGGGUAAGGAAACCGACGAGGAAUGGCGCCGCAGGGCCUCACAGGCCGCUACAGACGCUCUCCGAGGCGCAUGGACGGCCCUGCACCGCGAAAGACGGGACCAUGCAGCCCGCAUCAGCGAAUUGCGCGGUGAGCUGGCCUAUGAGCGCGCCAGGAAUGGCCCAGAUGAGGCCCUUGAGCUGAACCAGACGCUGCUGGCCGAAAACACCGCCCUUCGCCAGCACAUCAACGCCCUCGAAGAUGAGGCUGACGGGCUGGCCCAAGAAGCUGCACAGUGGAAGCAAAAGAGCGAGUCAGCGCGUUACAUGGCCCGCGCCAUCCUGCUCGCCGGGAAGGGCGUGGUGCGCGAGCUUGGUGGCGAUCAGAACGCCAUCGGCGUGAGGGCCAAGGCGAUGCUCGUCGAAGAGAGGGAGCGUCAUCGACCCGAGGUCGAUGACGAGGGGCACGGCUGA